Molecule: messenger RNA, 1103 nt
Organism: Sorghum bicolor (sorghum)
Lineage: Eukaryota; Viridiplantae; Streptophyta; Magnoliopsida; Poales; Poaceae
Exons: 4
Coding region: 80-862 (260 amino acids)
Source: RefSeq, a predicted model, not a curated record
CUCCCCCUUCGCCCACGAACCCUAAAUCCUAAAUGCAGCUGUAGGGAGGCCAGAUCGAGGGCUAGGACGACUUGCCAAGAUGCCAAAAAAAGAAUGCCUAGAAGCACCACAAUGUCGUCGUGUAAAAAGGAACUGCCCUUGUGGUGUGCUGGCAAAAUAUGGCCUUGUUCCCUCGGAGCUUGGUGUAGGACUGUAUUGUGGUCAUACGGUUGACCGUGAUAUUAGUACUCGGAAAUGUGAUUGGGAGCAAUAUUGGGAGCAAGACGAGGUGGAGGCUAGGCUGAAGGUUAAAGAUAAUUGGCUGGAUCAUUAUAUUAUGACCCGCAAGAAGAAGGCUCGUUCGCUGGCUAAUUUGAUUUGUGAAAGCCGUCUACGAAACCCAGAGAAGUUUCCUCCUACCUCUGAAGGUGACAUGGACACAAGUCAGCACGCUGCUCAAUUGGCAGACGCUAGACGAGGGAAACGAAAGUUGGAUGAGGGUCGGUCCUUGUUGUCCCAGCAACUUGCUUCGGGUCCUGCUGGUGAUCCCGUUGUUGUGGAGCAGGUUGUGGAUGAUGUUCCCCAUGGUGUCUCUUUGGGUCCUGGAGAUUUUGUCAAUCAACAUCACAUGCUAGAUGAAGUAGACGAUGAGCUCUUUUCCCAAGCAGCGGCCAAAGCUGAGGCGGAGUACUAUCAAAAAAAGGCAACAAAUGUAUUGGAUUGGGGGGAGAUGGACGACGAGCUUGAUUCGCAAGUAGCAGAUGCGAUGGAGGAGGCGUAUGCGGCGCAAAAAACGGUCCCAGUGAUUAACCCGUCUCCUUGUAGGGAGGAUGCGUCGUCAUCGGACGAGGAUCUUCUUUCUGGUUAUGUUUCACCAUCGUGAAUGUAAUGCUUUCUCGGCGCUUCGGGACUUUCGAUUCCAGGGAGAACCCGGGGUCGGCGUCAAAGGACUAAACGCCGAGCUUUCUCACAUCGGCGCUUCGGAACCCUCAGUUCCAGGGAAGACCAGGUUUCGGCGUUAAAAGAUUAAACGCCGAGGUCAUGUAAAUGUUGAUUUUAAAACACUUGGACUGGUUUUUGCACGAAGGCUUUUCACCAGAUUGCCAACAUCCACUUUGAAGAUA